UGGAGGGAGGAGGGAGGGACACGCGCGGCAGGCGAAGAUGGCGGAGCUGCAGCAGCUGCUGGAGGAGGAGGUCCCCGCGGCGCGGGCCGCGCUCCUGGAGAGCCACGGCAACCUGCAGCGAGUCGCCGACUACUGCGAGGGCAACUACGUGACGGCCCCAGAUAAGCGGCAAGCGCUUGAGGAGACCAAGGCGUACACUACUCAGUCCCUGGCCAGCGUCGCCUACCAGAUCAACACGCUCGCCAACAAUGUGCUCCAGAUGCUGGACAUCCAGGCUUCACAGCUCGGCAAGAUGGAGUCGGCAAUCAACCACAUCUCACAGACGGUGGGCAUCCACAAAGAAAAGGUGGCCCGGCGUGAGAUCGGCAUUCUGACCACCAACAAGAACACAACACGCACACACAAGAUCCUGGCACCCGUCAACCCCGAGCGACCUGUGCGCUAUGUGCGCAAGCCACUGGACUUCAACGUGUUGGAUGACAUCGGCCACGGCAUGAAGGGAAACAACCCCAACGGAAGGACCAGCAGUAUUUCCCGGAGCACACCGCCCACUCAAAAACCUCCCAGCCCUCCUUCAGUCAGCAGAGGAACCAUUGGGACUCUGGGACGCAAGGGAAGGAGCUCUCCCUACCGGACUCUGGAGCCGGUUCGGCCGCCAGCUCUGCCUAACGAUUACACAGCCAGCCCGGGUUGGGGGCCUCCAGCUUCUCAGCAGCAGCACCUACAGAGCCCUGCACGUACUGCUUCCCUCAACCAAAGGGCUCGAACAUACAGUGGCAGCAGUGGAGGCAGCCGGAGCGGAGGCAGCCGGGAGAAUAGUGGCAGCGGCAGCGUGGGCAUUCCCAUCCCUGUGCCCCCACCCUCCAUACCAAGUGUCUUCAGCCAAGGUCCACCUACUUCCUCUUACCCGCCACCACCUUCCCCCAUGCCUGCUGACGUUUACAACAAUUCUUUUCCCCCUCCAGCCCCACCACUUUCAGCAUCCAUUGGUGUGCCAGCCCCACCUCCUCCCCCUCCCAUGUUUGCUGGGCCCGGUUCCCAAUACAACUCCAUGCCAAGGCAGAUGACGCGGAAUAACUCGGCCACGUCCAUCAGCUCAGGAGGCUCGCGCCGUCCCCCAUCCGUUACCUCCCAGUCCUCACAACUCAAUGGCGGCCCCUUCUACAGCCACAACCCCAUGUCACAUGCGCCACCCCCUCCGCCAAUGCCCCAGCUCACCCCACAGAUUCCCCUCACGGGCUUUGUGGCCCGCAUGCAGGAGAACAUUGCAGACAGCCCAACACAAGCAUUGCCUCCGCCCCCGGAUGAUCUGGUGGGCUUUGGCUCUGGGGGCGAUGACUCGCUACUGCCUCCACCACCCCCCAUCGACUACGACGAAGAAGCCUCUGUGGUGCAAUACUCGGACCCCUAUGCAGACGGGGAUCCCGAAUGGGCACCCAAAAUCUACAUUGAGAAGGUGGUGGCAGUGUAUGACUACGUCCAGGACAAGGAUGAUGAGCUGAGCUUUCACGAGGGCUCCAUUAUCUAUGUGGUCAGGAAAAACGAUGACGGCUGGUACGAGGGUGCCACCAAUGGCCACACAGGGCUCUUCCCCGGCAACUACGUGGAGCCCAUAAUGCACUACGCUGACUAGCACGUUGGUCCUCCUAUCUGCUGUGCGCCAAGACAACACCUCGGCAUUCCCACCGAUGCGCAGGCGGUGCUGGAAUUUCUAAAUGUGGUUAGAGACCAUCUACAUCAAUAAAGGUCAAUUCAGCAUCUCUUACACAGUAAAAGAGCACAAAUGGUAAUGGAGGUCCAAAGUUUGCAUUUUUGUUAAUUAAUGCGUUUAACAGAAUCUACCACUAGAUGUAAGACAUGUUCUUGGUAGUUUAAAUGCCUACAACGUACAUGCAAGCAGCUUAAAUUGUUUUAUACUAGAAAGGGUGGCUUGGUAUCUUAUCUGGUGUGGAAGUUUUACUGUUGAAUGUGAGAUUUGUGAAUAUUCUAUCCAACUGUUCCAGUGCACUGUGUCAGUAUUGACAUAUGCUAAAACCUGUGGUUAAUCAGACAGGGUCUGAAUUAUUAGUUUUUAACAUCAAACAGCUUUAUACUGUAUUGGGUUGGGGCAUUUUUUUAUACUGCCACUUCUGAAAGUCAACAUGAGAUAUGUGUUCUUAAUCUAUUGGCUGAAACAGCCACAGACAUGCUUACACUGGUGCCAUUAGCAAUACAUAAUUUUGGUAAAAAUGUAUUGGUGGGUUUUUAAUUAACAGGGUGCAAACUAAACCAAAGCCGAGUUUAUUUGUAAAUGUAUUCUUAAGUGCUAAAAAUAUUGGCAUGUGUAUGACAUUUAGCUUACAUGGCUUUAUAAGUAAAAUGGAGAACUCAUUUGAACAGUGAAAUUGUAGAUUUGAAGCUUUCGUGACUGCAGGAAUCCAUACUCUUUGGUUCUUUUUUAUACCUACGUGACUUUACCGAAAGAACCAAAGAGUAGUGAAAUUGUAUUAUUGUAAUAAUUUUUAACUCAUCGUGUGCAGGUCAAACCCAACCGAUGUGCUUGUCUGUGGCCUUAUAUCAUUAGCCUCACUGCAAAACCACUUAGCAAGGCACAAUACAAAUGGAAUUUUAAAUAAUGGGAUUUAUUCCUCUGGGGCAUUGAGGAUUAAAUUAAAUUCAAAUGUAUUGGUUGUGAAAUGUAUGGAAGACAAAUUGUUACUCUUGUUUUAACAUGCUAACUGAUGUGGCAAGAAUACUACUUAAUAUAGUGGGAUCAGUAAUGUUUUGCUAUUUUCUAACAACUAGGUGAUUAAACUGGUAAGUGUUAUUCACAAUAACAUUCUUAGGACACUUAAAAUUAUAAACUGGAUUUAGUGGCAGCUGAGCUGUUUAGGCAGUUCCAUGUAUUUGUAUUGCAAUCAGUUACGUUGGAGGCACAUUGCUUUUAAUUCCUGUUCUUUAACAUUGGCAAUGCAGGCAGUACACACCUCGCAUUCUCUCCAGCAGUCAGUGGGUGGAAAAAGUGCAUCUUUCAGGCAAAAGAAAACGUGCAUUUCAAACAAACUCAAGACAAUUUAUCAUUGUCAUCGAGAUUGACUGAAGUGUUCUUUAUGCCUUAAUUACCAUAUACUCUAAGAGUCUAGAGCAGGGGUCUGCAACCAAAAUAACAAGUAAUUUUUUUCCGUUUAGGUAAAAAAACCUCUUUCAAGAACCACAAUGCGUGUGAAUACUUAGACGGUCCUUAAAGAGCGGCAUGUGGUUUCAGAGCCACGGUUUGCCGAACCCUGGUCUAGAGCCUACAUUGCUGGUGGAUUUGUGUACAGUCCAUGUAUGGAGUGUUGUGGUCUGAGCAGGAUACCGGAUUUGAACCAUAUGCUACUUUCAUGAAAAAGCAUUUCGGUUGUGUUUUUUUUUUAUGUUGUAUUCAUCAAGAGAAUCCAGAUUAUAAUUUUUAGUACACUUAACAUUUUUUUGUAAUGAGUUUCAGAAUCAUUACAGUUUGUAAUUAAUACAAUCAGUUAUGGAUAUGUUCCAGUGUGUUUUGUAAAUCUUUGUAUACUUUUAUCAAUAGCACUCUUGUAGAACGGAUGACAGUAUUUUCUGUGUAUAGAUUAUAUAGUCUUACACUUAAAAUGUGGGGCCAGCUGAAAUAUCAACUCGACAAAUAAUUAUCAUUCAGAGAAAAAACUUUCGUCACAUUGCAAUGCAAAAAUUGCAUUGUGUUCAAUACACUGUAUGCACAUGGGGCUUUUUUUCCACAGUUGUAACAUUGUAACUUACAUGAAGAAUUGCAUGGCCUAUCGUGGUUGGAAUUGAUGGAAAAUAAGGGAUUAAAAAUGGCAGUGCUUUGGCCGCUAUUGGAAGCCUCUGGAAUAAAAAGUGUGUUGUUGAAACAUCGGUUUAUUUGGCAUGUACUUUUUAUUUUGAACAUGUAGUGAUGGAGAGAGAUGUAUUGCGAGAAAUGUAUCGACUAAUGUGACAAUAUAGCCAUGCCUUUAUCAUGCUGAGUUGUGUACAUUGUUACUGCUGUGGAAAUGCAUUAUUUUCAUACAUAUUGAGGUGUAUAACUCUUGGCUUUGAAUCUGCAUGUUUAAUCCCUAUGCAUUUUCUGGAUUUGUGUACAUACUAUGUACAUACAUUUCCGAAUAAAAUACAAUUAAGAACGG
Messenger RNA from Lethenteron reissneri (Far Eastern brook lamprey), 4145 nucleotides. Its product is annotated as abl interactor 1-like. Lineage: Eukaryota; Metazoa; Chordata; Hyperoartia; Petromyzontiformes; Petromyzontidae. Gene Ontology annotation, cellular component: actin-based cell projection; lamellipodium; SCAR complex. Gene Ontology annotation, biological process: neuron migration. Gene Ontology annotation, molecular function: signaling adaptor activity; SH3 domain binding. The record is from RefSeq and is a predicted model, not a curated record.